Molecule: messenger RNA, 1089 nt
Organism: Didymosphaeria variabile
Lineage: Eukaryota; Fungi; Ascomycota; Dothideomycetes; Pleosporales; Didymosphaeriaceae
Exons: 2
Coding region: 1-1089 (362 amino acids)
Molecular function (GO): dioxygenase activity
Source: RefSeq, a predicted model, not a curated record
AUGGCUCCUACCCACUACGUGAACCGUACCGUUCCAACCAUCUCCCUACGCGACUUCGAAUCCCGAGCAGACGAAAUCACUCGGGAACUCGUCGAUGCUGCCGAAAAUGUUGGGUUCUUCUGUGUCGUAGAUCACGGCAUCUCUCCAUCUACCAUUGACAACAUCUUUGAUCAAUCUGCACGCUUUUUCAACCAGGCCGACGAGGUGAAGGCUCGUGUUCCAUUCUCCCCACAGCACAAUGCUGGCUGGGAGAAGAACGCCCAGAUUCGACCAUCAACUGGCUCUGCGGACCGUAAAGAAUCAUACCAGAUGCAAUUCGGGUCUGGAAUGAAUGGUAUGCCGAAGCAUGCUGUCGGCGAAUCAGCGCUAACGGAAAUAGGACGGUGGCUUGGGGAAGACACUCUUCCCGGUUUCCAGAAAGGUGCUCUCGACUUCAUGCAUCAAGCUCAAGGCGUCAGCGAAAAGUUGAUGAUAUGCUUUGCUCGCGGGCUAGGUUUUUCGGAUGAUUACUUCAUCAAAGCCCAUGACGUUGCUCAACAGAAAUCACAGACCGUGUGCAGACUAUUGCACUACUUCGAGACUCCUCAAGAGGCCAACCCGACAGGCGAAGUAUUCCAUCGUGCUGGCGCUCACGCUGACUGGGACUUCCUCACACUGCUGUUCCAGAAGGCCGGACAGUCUGGUCUGGAGAUAUGUCCUGGCCGCGAAGUCUCGACCUCUUUCGGCUAUGGAGACUCGUGGACCAAGGUGGAACCUGACGUCGAGAAGAACGCCAUCGUGUGCAACGUUGGUGACCUGCUAAUGUCAUGGUCUGAUGACCGAUUCAAGUCAACUUUCCACCGUGUGAAAGCACCUUCCGAGCCUGGAGAUUACUAUGGCGAGCGCUACAGCAUUGCAUUCUUCAACCAGCCAUGCAAAGAUGCUAAGAUUCAGGGACCGAUGAAGAAGUAUCCUCUGGUGACUGGCGAAGAAUUCACGCGCAAUGCCAUGACGAGAAACUAUAAGGCAAUUCAAACAAAGCUUCAAAAGGAAGAUGAUCAAAAAGUGGCUGCACCGGAGAGUUCCAAGGCUAUAAGUGCACAGGCGUGA